This is a messenger RNA of Leucoraja erinaceus (little skate), 9462 nucleotides long. RefSeq lists its product as uncharacterized. The record is from RefSeq and is a predicted model, not a curated record. Bases 737 to 7735 code for a protein of 2332 amino acids. The transcript is spliced from 8 exons. NCBI's taxonomy places the organism in Eukaryota, Metazoa, Chordata, Chondrichthyes, Rajiformes, Rajidae.
CCCAGCGACACCAGUUCCAUUUGCCCGUGUUUGAUCCAUAUUCCUCAAAACCUUUCCUUUGUACCUUCCAAAUGUCUUUUAAAUCGUGUUACAAUACCUGCCUCAACUUCUUCCUCUUGCAGCUUGUUCCAUACACCCACCACGAAAAAGUUGUCCUCGGGUUCCUCCUAAACCUUUCCCCACUUACUUUAAACCUAUGCCGUCUAAUUUUUGAUGCCCUUAUCUUUGAUCGGACUUUGCUGGCUUUACCUUGCACUAAACGUAGCCUUCGCUCAAUAGAUGCUGCCGCACCCACUGAGUUUCUCCAGCAAUUUUGCCAAGUCUGCCUUCGAUUUUCCAGCAUCUGCAGUUCCUUGUUGAACAUUCCCUUAUCAUGUAUCUGUACGCUGUGCAUGGAUCGAUUGUAAUCAUGCUGACCCGAGGUUAGCGCGCAACAAAAGCUUUUCACUGUACCUCGAGUAUACCGGACGAUAAACUAAACUGAACUGAAACUGAACAGAAAUUCAAACCAUUGGAAUAAUUUACUUCCUUUCUUCUAGGCAAAUCAUCGACCACAUCGAAUGCAAAGGAUCCAGGAAUUGUUGAAAACGAAUCCUUGCCAUCAAAAGAAACCACAACCGAGGCAGUUGAAACGCCUGGCUCCAUUUCACACACAUUUGAACCCAAAUUCACCGACAACCAUACAAGCUUUUCUGCAAUCACAGCUAACAACACGAUUGAAUCUGUUCCGCCAACCAUGGCAACAUUACCCAGUGUAAGUGGUGCAGAAGCUAAGGAGGACUUCACCAACAAAACUGCUGCUUCAAAAAUGAGCAUCGACUCCAGUGCUGAUGCUAUCGAAAACACGAUUUACACGACGAAACCUGAAACUGGGGAUGACCAGACAACGAGUACCAUUUACCGACCAGCAAACAGCCUCAGCAAUGCAUCUGCUCCUGAAACUUCGGGCAACCGCGUCAAUGUGACCCUGCCUACUGAUACAACCGAGAUGGAAGCCAGCAACUAUUCUUCUCCUGUGGGAAAUUACACAAUUGCUGCCACUCCAGAAACUGAAGCCAUGCAGCUGAGAGUACCCACUUCCGCAGCCGGAGAUAUGUACAACAAUGCAACCGAUCUUCAAACGAAUGUGCUCCAUCCUGUCACUAGCGCGCCCGACGCCAAUGCAACAAAUCCCGAUGCAGGAGUGCUUCGCAACAAUGCAAACAAACCUGAGGCUGGAAAAGGCAGCAACAAUGCAAGCAAUGCAAGCAAUCCUGAAUCGCAGGCCACUACGGCCAACGUAACAUUUCCCCAAGCUGACAGAACCCACACGCCUCUGAGGAAUAGUUCAGAAAAUUCCAACUCCUCUCCUGCAACAACACUCACGGGCAACGACACGGGCUCCGUGUCCCUUGAACGUCGCAGCAUUGCCCCUCGCUGGACAGCUGCCGGCUCUCGCAACGCGGGUUCAGAGACAAACGCCAGGGAAAUGGCGAGAAGGGGCAGCAAUGCCAACAGUUCCAAAGCUGCGGCAGUCAACACCAUCGCGUCGGCCCGCCCCGCCUUUGGCGGCCACACAAACGGCAGCUUCCCCCACAUCACGGGAAAUGGACCCAUCCCAACAACUGCUGAAACGCAGGACACACAGAGCAAUGCAACCGGGCUGGGCAUGCAGGGCACCAACCACCAUUUGGUGGACAGUGUGGGGGAUGGCACAGCUGGGACGAGGAGCAGUGCUUCCUGCAAUUCCUCUACCUUGCAAAAUAGCAGCCUUGUGACUGCAGCCAAUACUCAAACCACCGUCAAUGCGGUUGCUUCUGAAAGCGGGAGCACCAGACCACAUGCUCCCACAGCUACACCAGUUCCCAAAACUAGGAGCACAGAGGUUGACCCAGCAGCAUCCGAACAGAGGGACCUGCGUGGCCCUCAUGCACUCACUGGUUACAGAACGGGGAACCAUGCCACUCUGGUCAUUUGGGGUGCUGAAAGAGUCAACACCAAUAUGACUUUUCGUGAAGCUCGGCAAACGAUCCUGGGCCGUAAAACUACUGUGGAAACUUUGGCGACAGUCUCAAAUGAAUUGAGACCACCCAGUCUCGUCACUGCCUUGUCUCCCGAAGAGUCAAGGAAGACAGUUCUAAUUAAGAUCACCCCCAGGUCUGUGCAAACCACCACCAAGAGGGUCAGGCACACUAAUAUAACCGCUCCUGGGAAGAAGAAAACACACACAUCUAGUCGAGAAAAGAGUGGAGCCCAGCCUAAAAUCAGUGAAGCCCACGCAAGGGGAACUAGAACAGAAACUAUACCUGACCCGAACAUCGCCGUCACCAGUGCAACUCCUGAAACAAGUGUUGUUGUAAUUAAUACAACUGCUGGAAAUAAUGUCACUCGCCAUGAUGCAAUAGGUGGUGAAAGUAGUGUUGCCCACGCAACUACAACUGCCCCUGACCGUAAUAGAACAGCCCCAAAUACUGUGGGGAUUUAUACCAAGGUAAUACUAAAUACAACUGUUAGCACUGAGGCCAACACAACGGCUUCUGAAUCCAGAGACACCAACCCUCAUGUGAAUAUUGACAGUGAGUCAACUGUUCAGGAAACAGACAGUAUUAACACCAAUACAACAGACAUUGAACCUGGGACAGCAGAUAGGAUUGACCCAGGCACAUUGGGAUGUGAGGCUGGAGCUAUAGAAAUCAAUGCCAGUCAGAUAAUUAAUGGCAACUCUACAGCGUCUAAACCAAGUGUCAUCCACUCCAAAGCAAAAAGCUGUGCAGGUAACAUUCCCCCCACCAAUACAACUGCGAGUAAUAUCAGCGUCGCAGGCUCAAAUGUGUCUGUUUCUGAUAUUAACAUCACUCAUACAAACCACACUUAUAACAAAACAGAAAUUCCUGAAAUUAGUGCCAACCACACAAGAGUAGCUACCAUUGACGUUAAUGUCACCCACACCAAUGAAAAUAUUUCUUAUACUAGUGUUGCUCCUACUAAUUCAUCUGCCCCUGAAGUUAAUGCCACCCAGACACAUGCAAUUGCUCCUGGAUCCAGCAUCACUCACAAUCCAGCUGCUAAUGAAACCAUCACCAGCUUCAAUGCUACUGCUCCUGAAACCCUAGUCCCCAACACCAUUAAAAUGCCUGUUGAACCAAACAUGAUGCACACUAAUGGAACUGACGCUGUACUUAUCCAUUCCAGCCCAACCCCUCCCGAUACAAGCUUUAACCACACCAAUGCAAGUGUCCUUCAGGCCAACAUCACCCACACCACUACGAAUACUACUGAAGCUACUAUCACCAAUACCAAUACAACUACACAUGAUGGCAACACCACCCACAGUAAUACAACGACCUCUGAUACUGACGCCACCCAUAGUAAUACAUCUGCCUCUAAUACUGACACUGCCCACAGUAAUACAACAGCCCCUGAUACCAACACCACCCAUAGUAACACAACACCUGAUACAGACACCACUCAUAAUACAGCUCCUGAUACUGAUACCACCCAUAGUAACACAACGGCCUCUGAUACUAACACUACCCAUAGUAAUACAACAUUUGAUACCAACACCCCCCAUAGUAAUACAACAUUUGAUACCAACACUCCCCAUAGUAAUACAACAUUUGAUACCAACACUCCCCAUAGUAAUACAACAUUUGAUACCAACACCACCCACAGUAAUACAACAUUUGAUACCAACACCCCCCAUAGUAAUACAACAUUUGAUACCAACACCACCCACAGUAAUGGAAGAGCCUCUGAUACUGAAACCAACCAGAGUAAUACAACGGCCACUGAUACUGAAACUACCCAUUGUAAUACAACAGCACUUGAUACCGAAACCGCCCAUAGUAAUAUUACCACACCUGAUACUGACACCACCCAUAGCAAUACAAAUGUCCCUGAUACUGAAACCAACCGUACCAAUACUACAGCUCUCGAAACUAGUUUUAUUCAGACCAAUGUAACAGAUCCUGCAACUAUAGUAACCCAGACUGAUGGAAAAGCUGAUGAUCUCAUUGUCAGCGUGACCCCUCUUGUAAACAGCACUGCCCACAUCAAUGGGAAUUCUACUGAAAUGGGAGACCAUCACAACGGGGCAGCUGCUGGCGAAAUGAGUUUCAUCCACACUAACGCCACUGCUCUUGAAUCUAGUGAUCACCAUGUCAAUGCAAUGGCUCCUGAAAUGAAUGCAAUGCAAAAUAAUGCAAGUGCUAAGGAUACUAAUGUCACCCACACCAAUUCUUCUGAUCCUGACAUUAGCAUUACGCACAGCAAUACAUCCUCAAGUGAAUCUCAAAGUCAGAACCAUGCAGCAAAAAGUGAAAGCAAUGCAAAUGCUGAAAGUAACCAGCUUCAAAGCAAAGCACUUGUUUUCAAUAAUAGUACCACCUCUGCCAAUGCAAGCAGUCCUAAAAUUACCAAUGCAAGUAAAGUUGAAACUAUCACCAGCAACAAUCCAAUGCCAGAAACUAAUGCACCCCACAGUAAUGCAUCAGCUCCUGAAACUAAUGUCUCCCACAGCUAUGCACCUGAUAAAGGGCUCACUCCCAUCAAUGUAAGCUCUCUUGAGAUCGGCAGUCCGCAGACCAAUGCAUCAGCUUUUGAUUCCAAUGUCAUUGAUGCUGAUGCAGCUGUUAUUAAGACCAAAUCCUCUCACAGUAACGUAACCAGUGAAAUGAAUAUCCAAGACAUCAACACAAGUUCUCCUGAAGCUAUCAGUCCUGACAGGAAUGGAACUGCUACUAAAGUUACCAUCUAUGGCGCUACUGUAACAGUUCUUGAAACUAGUAUCACUUUCCUUAAUACAACGUCUUCUGAAAUGAAUAUCACACACACCGAUGUAACAGGUCCAAAAAAUAGCAUCGCAUGCACAGGAGGUGAAAUGAGCAUUAAUGCAACCUUUCUUGAUGCUAAUGUCACCCACACCAAUGCAACCAGUUCUGAAUCUUGUAUCGUGCGCCCCAGUGCAACUGAUCCUGAAACCACUUCCAUCCAGAUUCACGUGAUUGCUCAGGAAACUGGGUUCAACCACAGCAACACAACAGCUCCUGAAAGUAAGAACGCCUUUGUCAAGAUGCGUGCCCCUGACAUUAAGGACCUUGAGGUUCCUGGUGAAAUGGCUGACAUUAACAACCGACUGGCAGCUGUUGACCCAAAAGAAGUUGGUGCGAAUAAAACGGCCUCGGUUCCUUUGAGUAGAACGUCUAAUACAUCAUCCCCUGAAACUAUGGACCAUGAGCUCAGUACCACAGAUCAAAGGACGGAGUAUAUGGACAUUAAUGCGAAGGUUCGUGAAAGUUUUAGCAUCGACAGCAAUGCAGUAGAUGUUGAAGUCAGGGACCCUUCCUCAUACGUGAAAUUUCACGACAUUCUCAGUGACCACAGGAACACCAGCAUCCGUCUAAUUAUGAACAACCUCAUCACCUUCAUUGGUCAGAAUUCAAGGGAAGCCAGGCCCAACGUGACCACACUGGAUUUGCAGUAUACAAGCCCGGUGCAAGCAGGACAUAAAGCUGCAGCCGUCCAAAUCUAUGCAAGCACCACUGAGACCGAGGGCUCCAGUCCAAAGUCGACUACCCCAGAAACUAGAGAUAAUAGCAUUUCCAUUGCUCCUGAGGCAACGGACGAUGAGCUGGUGGGAACCAAUACCUUAGCGGCUCGUGCAACCAGAAACAUUCGCAAAGGAUUAAGUGCCGUAGGCAUUGAUAGCAAUAGGGCUAUCCGUGCAAUUAAAGACAAUAUCGCUGAAGUAAUCACUCUUGCAACUAGCGAGACCAAGAUCAAUUCAACUUCUCGUAAGGCUGCAAACACCAUCACAAAUUCAACUUGUUCUAAAGAAGCAAACAAAACCACCCCGGAAUCUAUGAAUAAUGCCACCAAUAGUGAUCCCCAGCCAAACCCAUACGCUGUGCCACCUGCAGGUAAUGACACUGCUGUGGUCAUACCUGCCACCACAGAGCCACCAGUUAACACCAUCAAUGCAUCUGCAGUUGACACUCUGCCUGGUACAAUCGACAGAGCUUCUUCACAGAUGAAGGACGUUUCGUUCAAUGCAACCAUCGUGGAAACCAUAAGCAAUUGCAGUGGUUCAAGCCUGAUUGAAACUAUUGGCUUUGUAGCAUCUAAAAACAUGAGUGCAAACAUGUCUAUAGGCACCAACACCAAUGUAACUGUUGUGAAGUCGAUGGGCAUCAACGCUAACCGAACCACUGCUGAACCUGCGGGGAUCAGCAAUGAUACAAUGAUAUCUGGCGCCCCAUGCACGCAGCCCAAAACACCAAUGACAGACACCAUAGACAGUGACACUGGCGUAAACAGUCCUAUUACAAUGGACAAUAACCCGAAAAGUACAGCCAGUGGGACGAAUUCCACCACUCCUGGAAUUAUAGGCAUCUCCACUAACAUAACAAUUGACCCUAUGGAUAUCAAGACCAACUCAACCAGCCCUGGAGCUAGUGAUAUCUCCGCCAACACAACUGAACCUGUGGACAUUGAGAACAAUUCAACUGCCGCUGAAACUAGUGAUAUAACCACCAACAAUACAACUGGACCUGUGGAUGUUGAGACCAAUUCAACCAGCCCAGCAACAAAUGAUAUCUCUAAUAACACAACAACUGGACCUGUGGAUGUUGAGACCAAUUCAACCAGCCCAGCAACAAAUGAUAUCUCUAACAACACAACAACUGGACCUGUGGACAUUGAAACCAACUCAACCAGACCUGGAACUAAUGAUAUAUCUAACAACACAACAACUGAACCUGUGGACAUUGAGACCAACUCAACCAGACCUAGACCUGGAGAUAUCUCCACCAACACAACAACUGAGCCUAUGGAUAUUGAGACUAACUCAACCACUCAUGGAACUAGCGGUAUCUCCACCAAUACAACAACUCCUGAAACUCUUUGCUGUGAAGACCGUGUGUGCCCCCCUCCUCCCACAUGUGAUAAACAUGGUGAGGCCCUCAUUGUAUAUGUGAACGCCAGCGAUCCCUGUUGCAAUGUCACAGUCUGCGGCCACGUGUGUUCCUUCAACAACACCUACAUGCUGCCCGGCCAAACCAUACAACACCAGGACAGCCAAAACUGUAUGACAUUCACCUGCACCAACGAGAUCAGCAGUGGUGGAUUCCUGACCCUCAACGUAUCUGUGCAGAGCUGUGAGACAGCUUGUAAACAGGGUUUUGAGUUAAGGAGGUCUAAGGACACUAAUGUAUGUUGUUCGGAAUGUGUCCAAGAAAGCUGUGUAUACACCGCGUCGCCAUCUGCUGAAGACAUAGUGAUCAAGUUGCAUCAGAAACACACAAUCAAUAACUGCACCCAUAUCAUCUGUAAGGAAUUUGAUGGUUACCUUGUCACAGAAGUGGAGUCUGCCCUUUGCCCGGAACUAGAUGAAGCAGUCUGCAGAGUGUCUGGCGGCGAGGUGGUUGACGAUACCUUCGGCUGUUGUCGAUAUUGCAUCUAUAAACAGAUGAUCUCACAGUGUGGUACGAUGAUGAAAAGCAUCAAACUGACGGAUGGGUCCUGUUCUGCACAGGUGGUCAUCACUGUUUGUGAAGGGCAGUGCUCCUCCAUCACCUGCUACAACCCAGCACUGGAGCGCAUGGCGACAGAGUGCAGCUGCUGCUUGCCCAACAUGGCCAAAUCCACGGAGGUCAUCCUGACCUGCACCAACGGCAAAACCCGCAGGCACACCAUUGCCGAGCCGGUUUCCUGCCGGUGUAGGAUGAGCAACUGCACGGAUUCGGAACUGGAGAAGUGACCGGUGCAAAAAGGUCGGACAAGGCUCCUCGUCCCGUUUAACAAAAAGGACAAAGAGAAUCUGGACAGCUGCCUGAAGGGACAGUGGCUUUCAAACGGUGUGAGUGGUAGUGAAAUCAUAGUUGCUGAAUAAAUCCGUGCUGUUCACUUUUUCUCCUCUGUGUGGUUCAGAACCAGUUUGUGAAAAAUCUAGUGACAUAGUUGCAUGACAGAUCAAAGUUUCUGAUAAAUCUUGUUCUUUUCUGGAAACAUGCCAAUCUCAGUUGGUCAAAAGUGUAAAUUUCAAUAUGUCAGCAGAGACUGACAGCCGCAGCAUAGCUCUGAGAUGGGACAUUCUAGUACCAGACGUCAUAGUUCAGCCCAGUGCAACACAGGCAGUCUGCUGGAGUAUCAUGUACAUUACAAAUAUCCCUUCACAACUGCAGUUAUGCCAGGCACUGCUUAUAUGUAGACACAAACAAAGGUGCUGGCUGGCAUGCAUAUCUACUCUGCAUCAAUAUAUAUUUGUCAAUUCCUGCUCUAUUUUGAUUUUAUGACUAAUCGACUCUAGGUUUAGGUUUUGGUUUAUUACCGUACCGAGCCACGGUGAAAAGCUUUGUUUUGCAUGGUAUCCAAUACUAUACAUAAAUACAAUCAACUCAACUAACCCUUAUGUUCCCGUUCUCCCCAUCCAUCACCCACCCGAGUCAUACCAGCUUCAAACCCCUCAGCCUGAAGAAAGGUCUCGACCCGAAACGUUCUCGACCUGAAACAUUCCUUCUCUCCAGAGAUGCUGCCUGUCCCUCUGAGUUAUUCCAGCAUUCUGUGUCUAUCUUCAAUAUAAACUGGCAUCUGCAGUUCCUUCCUAGUCAAAGUUGUCUUGUUGAGUCUCAUUGACUGUACUCGUUCUCACCUAGCACACAGCUAACCAGAGGUCACAGGUUCAAGGUGAAGGGGAAUAGAUUUAAUAGGAAUCUGAGGGGUAACCUUUUCACACAAAAGGUGGUGGGUGUAUGGAACAAGCUUCCAGAGGAGGUAGUUGAGGCAGGGACUACCCCAACAUUUAAGAACCAGUUAGACAGGUACAUGGCUAGGACAGGCUUGGAGGGAUAUGGACCAAACAAGGGCAGGUGGGACUAGUGUAGCUGCGACAUGUUGGCCAGUGUGGGCAAGUUGGGCCGAAGGGCCUGUUUCCAUGCUGUAUCACUCUAUAACUUUAUGACUAUCAAUGGCCUGUUCCCUUUAUCAUUGUUACUUUUUUUAACAUCUUACAUUCAUUUGUUCUAUAUCUCUCUACAUCACCAUCUAUAUCUCUCAUUUCCCUUUCCUCUGACUCAGUCUCUUACUCCUGUGUCUAUCUUUGGUUUAAACCAGCAUCUGCAGUUUGUUCUUACACAAAAUGGGCGAGGUUUGGCUGAAGGAAGGAUGAUGGAACUCUUGUCACCAUUUAUCAAAUAACACAAUCAGGUUUCACAGCUGCAAAAACACUUGCUUUUGUAUUUUUUAGAAUAUCCUCAGAUGAAUGUUAUAUUUUUUAAAUUUUGACCUUUUUUCGGUAGACAAGAUGAGACCUUUGUAAAAUUAAGCUGUAACGAAUGUAUUGAACAUUUAGUUUUAGUUAUGUUAAUUUCUUGAAAUAAAUUAUGUGCAACAGGAAAAUGCAUGUUUUGAAACAGAGAUGAUGGCAGGUGCCUUUAUUGUUUCUGUCGCCAACGAGUGCUCUUAAAAUGUUCAAAACCACGUGUUGCC